AAGCAAGACGCAUGUGGCUGGGCUUGACGCUUGACGCAUAAUUCAUCUGAAGCUAACUCACGCCGCAAUCAACACGCCCCUUCAAUCACAUACACUUAUACCUACAUCAAAAAGCAACUGGCUGGGUACAUACCUAGGUAUAUGAACCUGGCGUGGCGAGCGCAAGCCGCCCAGCAACUGUCUAGAACUCGACUCGUGUGCACUGUUUGACGGACAAGCUUCACGUUCGGGCUCUCAUUGUGGUGCGUGCAGCUUCGAGUCCGCUCACUGAGGCAGUCGAGGCCACCACCGCCCACAUAACCAAGAGCACACCCACUCCGAUAUUUAGACUCGUGCUUCAGAAAGUGCUUUUUCCCUGGUUCCUGGAACCUCAAAUGCCGCCUCCAAACACCCCGGAGGAAGGCCUCCCAUCAGCCUUGACAUCAGCACCAAUCACCCGCCCUGAGGAGGAGAGUGAGACCAUGGAGCGACCUGACAGUCAAGUCCUCGCCGACGUAAAUGCCUCUGCUGCCGCGGGUGGCGAGCAGCACAUCCCUGCCACGGCGGACAGGCCAGAGGACAGACCGACGAAGCCCACACUCGACUGGCACGCGCUGGACUACCCCAACGAGGUCAACCAGACUCUCAGCUGCCCGAUAUGCCACAUGCCCCUGGUCAAGCCCGUCAUAACGAGGUGCGACCACGUCUUCUGCCGGUCCUGCUUUGACGAGAUGCUCGAGCACAGCAACUGCUGCCCCCUCGACCGCAAGUCGUUCGCCCGCGAGAUAGAGAAGGGCCGCUACCCCGCCAAGGAGGCUCCUCGCAUCUACCACAACCAGCUCGAGGAGCUCAUAGUGCGCUGCCCGAACCGCCGCUGUCCUCUCCUCAAGCCGCGCUCGUCCAUACAGCGGCACUACGAGGACGAGUGCGUCCACACCAUGGUCGCCUGUCCCGACCCCUCGUGCACUCGUCUCGUAGCACGAAUGGACCGUGACGACACCGCCGGCGAAUGUCGCCACUCGCUCAUGGACUGUCCCGAGUGCGGCGAGCCCAUCGAUGCCGACACCAUUGACGACCACUACGAAAACCACUGCACUCUGGCGCCCACCGACUGCGCGCACUGCGGCGGCUCCAUCCUGAAACACCGCUACGCCGCCCAUCUGCUGCACGAAUGCGCCGGCGCCAUCCGCCCGUGCCAGUACCACCCCGAGGGCUGCAGGCACAACUGCCGGCGAGAAGAUCUUGUCGACCAUGAGCAAGGCUGUGCCUUUGGCGCCGUUUCGCGCCUCAGGCUACUCCUCGAAGCCAAGCUCUCGGAGCAGGGCACCACCAUCCUCCAGCUGGAACAGUCUAUCCGGGAUCAGGGAAGGGUAAUGAUAGACCUCGUGUCCACCGAAGCGCUAUCGCGUUCCUCCUCCAACGGGGCGAUUUCCGCCACAGGCGUUAUUUCCUCGAAUCCCCGGCUGGUCGGCGCCCCAUUUCACCGCGCUCAGCUGGGUGGCUCCCGGCGCGAGCUCGCCCCCGGUCACAGCCAGGCCAGCCUCCGACGGCUGCAGCUCCCCCGCAACGACCAACAUUCACCAGAAAGCGGUUCGCUGGUGGUAGAAGGAACGGGUAGCGGCGGCGAGGAGCCCGAGGGCAUGCCUUUUUCGGCCUCCCUGUCUCGCGGCGUCGACGCCAACCAUCACAGCCAUCACCACCACCACCGGAGCGAGCACGACGACGACGCUCAGGCCUUCCUCCUCGCGGGUCUGAACAGCUGCGAGGAGAGGGUGGCCGGCCUGCAGCGGCGGCUGGCGGAGCAGGACGCGCGACACAGCCUCAUGCUGGUCAACGAAGUCAUCCCGCUGCAGGAACAGCUCACCGAGCUCCGCAGCGCCUUCACGGGGAUAGCCAUGGACAUGCGCUUCGUCAUCGCCCGGCAAAAGUCCCUGCUCAGUGGCAGCGGCGCGGUCGCGGGCGCGGGCGCGGGCACAGCCGGCAGCUCGGUGGGCGCCCACCCCGCGUCGGGAAGCGGUCGUUCGCCAACGCCCGGGCCCAGUGGGCACAGGAUCGCGGACAGCCGGGCGAGGGAUUCCGAAUCGAGGGACACGGCACUGCCGACGAUAACGCCCCCGAGGCUAUAAACGGGGUGUCACCAUGACUGGUUUUCCGUACUUUCCUCGAGAGACUAUCAAUUUCAGCUGCAUACUCGCGUCUUCUGCCCAGUUUAGUUUCCCCCUUCUGGGUUUCUCUAUGUACCUACCUGCUUAAGUAACCUUUGGUCUUCUUUUUCUCCGGAAAAAUUGGAUGAUCGGAAAGGAUGGAGUUUUAGACACCGUUUUUUUUUUUUUUAGUUAGUUUACAGUAAAUCAAGGCACCGAGAUUUGAACUUUACCAACUCAGGAUAUUCCCA
This is a messenger RNA of Gaeumannomyces tritici R3-111a-1, 2374 nucleotides long. RefSeq lists its product as hypothetical. The transcript has a single exon. The coding region runs from base 375 to 2105 and encodes 576 amino acids. NCBI's taxonomy places the organism in Eukaryota, Fungi, Ascomycota, Sordariomycetes, Magnaporthales, Magnaporthaceae. The record is from RefSeq and is a predicted model, not a curated record. Gene Ontology annotation, molecular function: zinc ion binding.